GUGUGGAUAUUUUGGUCACGUGACCAGCGAUGCACAUAGAUGGCGACGGAGAGGAGAUUAGUAGCAGCUCGAAACCCGUGCACUCGGUAUUUCUGCUCUGUUGCGGCCCAUGAUCAGGUCACUGUUGUUGUGUGACACUAAGACUUGUGUCAUCAGUGGUUUGGUAGGGAUUCACUUCCUGGCAGAGAGAGUGUCUUUUACAUUUGGACAGUGAUUUACAAAGACAAUUAAAAAAUCAUGGAACUUGGACCAUAUGCUGCUGAAGUUGGUCUGACCCCAGAGUCUUUGCAGUCGGGCACGUUGACCCCUCCCGACAAGGUGAAGGUCGGCCUCGUCUUUGAGAUUUUGAAAUAUGCAAAGAGACUCAACGUCUCGUGUCUGCAGUCCGCCAGGUGGAUACUGUCGCUGUACCGAGACGCGAGGAGCGAACACGACACUGCUGAACGGCGGAAACUGUUGGAUUACGUUAGGAGAUCGGCAUCAAGGAAGUACAGCAAGCGUGAGAAAAUUAGGGGUCAAAAGCGUAAGGAGUUCCUCGACUCGCAGUUUGAAUUGCCGACCAGCUUACCCGCAGAGAGGGAGAACCAGUCCCCAGGGACCGAGGAGGAGCGCAGCCCAGCCAAGGGAAAAGUCGACAGCAAUACAAUAAUGGCGAAGAUAAAAGGACCGUACUCGCUUCGGCGAUCCAACCAGAGCUCCCUGGAGCUCAUGAUGGAAUGUGAGGAAGAUGAUUUGUCCCCGUGGCAAAUCGAAGCUUCCCGUCGGGCCCUGGAUGACUACGAGAAAGCAGUCCAACGUAUCAAAGCUGCAAAAGCCCGUCAAAUGAUACAACAGAAAGCAUCGUCUGUUACCACCCCAGCUUCCCUUCCUAGGAGUAAAUCCCCUGAUGUGAUCAUUGUUGGUGAGACGCCAGCGACCCGAGUUCCAAACCAGGUUCAGCAAUCGAGAAUGGGUUCGACACAGCUUCUGAAGUCCCAACUCCAUGCCAACCAAUUACAGCGCUCUUCUCUUUCAAACUCCAUGCUCACUGCCAACACCCUCAACAAAAACCUUGCGGGAAACAUGUCCCUCGGCAAAGUCCAGGGACAAAUGCGAAAACCUGGCGAAAACAGUUCCCUAUCACAGCAACACUCCCUGAUUUUACCAAAGGCUAUCUCUUCUUUGCUCUCCGCUGCCAAUCACAGACAAGUUGGAAGUGGAAACAACAGCAACAACAACAACAACAACAGCCUCAGCCAAAGCGAACAAGGGACCACCAGUGCUAACACGAUCGGCUAUGGCUUCAAGAAAACCGAUCCCUUGGACACAGCCUCGACAACACUGAAACGGUCAGCGGACACAGAUUCAGCCCAGUCCCCACCCAAAAAGAAGGUGCAGCGAAAAACUUCAACAGAUUCCUCUGCCGGAAACUGGGUCCCUCUGGACGAAUAUUAUUAUGGCAAAAUGGAAGGUGACCCAAAUUAUUGGGAAGAGAAAGGAGAACACAGAUUUAAGUGUUGGUAUUGUUCCAAGAUGUUGUACAACAACGUGCGCACAAUGAUGCACAUGCAGGGUCACAUUGACAGCGAGAAGCAACAGAAUCUUGACCUCAGUGACCUCACCCAGUGUAAACAUUGCUACAAGCAGUUUGAUACUCCUUUUGAAAUGCAAACUCACAUUGAGAAGGUCCAUAUGAACAAUGCCAACGUGCUCCUGUGUCGCAUCUGCGAGAAGGACCAUGACAGUCGACUUGCGUUAACCAAUCACAUGCGCCAGGUGCACACAGCGUGCGAGAUGCCAUAUAUUUGUCAAAUGUGCAAUUUCCGCUCAUCCAUGUACAGCGACGCAGUCGACCACUUCAAGAAGAAACACGACAGUUCUCCAUUCAUCCUGUGUCUGUACUGUUUGAAGAUAUUCCGUGUUAAGUUCGUGGCCAAUGGCUGGGGUCAGACCCAAAUGUACUACCACCACCUCCUAAAACAUCAGUCCAAAACGAAUUCUCGAAAAUGUCCCAUAUGUAAGUUGACGUUCUUCAAUUCUUUGGAAGUGAAGGCUCACCGGAAGAAGGACCACCAGUCGAACCAAAAGGGAGUAAUAGGUAUGAAUGCCAAGUACACGACCCCUGACCAAGUGAUGAUAAAGGUACCGGAGCCGGGCGUGGCUCCGACCAAAGACAAAGGGGUGAAGUCAUUGAAUGCCCCUGCACUCACCAAAGUUAUGGAUUACCAUGGAAUGAGGCUACCCGAAUACAUGGAGACUUAUAAAUGUAUCGAAUGCAAAGCCAACAUGAACACUGCCGGACAUUUCCGCAAAUACAUAGAAUGCUCCAUGUGCCGGUUUGCGACCAGCUGCAGCACUGCCUACGCUACACACAUGUUGGGAUUUCACUCAGGGCGACUCACUAACUUCAGCAUUAGUAUCCCCACUGAGAAACCGAUGGACGAACCCAUGUAUUGUUUGUGUGGCUUCGGGAGUCGCCUCGGCAACAAAAUUGCUAAUCACAUGGUAUACUGCAUCAAGAAGACUUGUUACACACAGAAACCAGACGUGGACUGGGUCGAAGUAGAUGACGUGGAUGAAGAAUCAAAUUAUGAUGAUCCAUGUCGUCGGCCGGGCGCCUCCAUUCUGGACGUUCUGGGAUUGGUGAAGAAGCAAACAUUAUUACCUGGCAUUUACAGGAGAUGUGGCCCACCAACAUACCCUCAGAGCACGAUGAUAUUGGGUGCCGCCCCUGCCAAGUCCACUGACUCUGACACGAAGCCGUCGACACAGAAGCUGGAGGAGGACAGCAACAGCUCCGCAGCGACAAACGAGUCGGCAGGACCCAAAGAUUCUGAUCAAUCCCAGAAUGCACAAAAACAGGAAGUACCGAAAGAUACACAGUCCACACAGACUCCGACGGAAGCUGCAGCUGAAAGUGACGUCGAUGCGGAGUUUUCAAACUGGAGGAAAGUCUGCUGUGAAGAAUUCGAAUUGGAAGCUGAGAAUAUUGAGAAACUGAUCAACCGAGACAUUGCUGAGGAAUGGACAGCCGAAGAAUGGGAGAAACUCCAGAAAGACUGUGCCACGUAUGGCUUUUGGUUUGCCAUCACUGACUACAUCUACUCGUGUGAGGACUACACUUUUGUUAAGAUCUUGCCAAGAAUAUUUGAGAAUCUCUUCUUAGAUCCUCCCGAAAACAUCUCUAACUUCUUGUCUCGAAUACGGCGCAGGUUGAAACGAGGUGGUGUCGAUUGGAUAAAGGAGACAUUCUUGGAGCCGCAGAAGAAUCUCGGCCCCCUCUGCGACAAGCUGGGCAUCACCGUUGAACUGUUACAGAAGGGCGAGAGCCCGAAUGUGCCAGCGUCGCAACUGUCGAAGGCUCUCGCCCUAGAAUUGCUCUAUUAUAAGAAAAGGCAUCCAACCAUGAGCUAUGCUGACCUCGCUGGUUGGAUCAAGUUGAUCUUCAAUUUCCCAACACUGCCCGAUCAGCGUGACCUCCACUUCCAACUGGAGGGCAUCCAUCGACUGAAGAACAAGCUGCGGGGCCACAAGACCGAAGUUGUUAAAAUGCUGAAGGAGCCAUUUGAACCUGUGUUCACCUCGUCCGACAUUGAUGUGGAGACCGACGGGGCGGCCACCACUGGCAGCUCCGACGAUGCCACCGGCGGCGCGGCCAGCUGCAGCACCGCAGGGACUGGGUCUGACAGCAACCUCACCGUGCCGGCUACGACCAGGGAGGAGGAGGAGGAGGAAGAGGAGGAGGAUUUAGAAGAAGAGGAAGACGCGGAGGAAGAGGAGGAGUUGGAAGAAGAAGAAGAGGAGGAGGAAGAGGAGGAUUUCUUUGUUGAACGCAACCAGGAUGGCAAGUGUCGGGUGUCGUCGUCUGACAACCCCCCUGAAGGGUCCUCGGACGACAGCUGCAGUGUCCCGGCCUUGGAGAAGAAGAGAGCCGAGAGUCCAAGGUCAGCAAAGGACACAAUGCUCCAAGAUGAUGAGAACACCAAUAUAUCAGAGCCGUCAAAGACACAGCUUGACAAAGAGGAUUCCGUCGAUUCCGUCAAACUGCACGACAGCACAGCCUCUGAGUCUGACCACAAACCUGCUGGACAUGUGAGAGCCGAUAAACUUGCUGAAGACUCCAAGAGUAGCUGUGACACUGCUGCUUCUGAGACCACCCUGACAUCGCAGACCAGGAAGAGAAACCAUUCCGAAACAGACACAGAGCCGAGCGAGGAGAAGCAGAAGGGUCCCACAAACCUGGAUCCGGUCACAAAGAAACUCUGUCCACAACAAACUGAAAAUGCAAAGAGUGAGGCUCCAGCUGGCCUGAAGUCUGGAACUGAUACCGAAGAGGCUAAAAAACCAAUAACUGACCAAGGAAUCGACUCUCAUUCAAAGCAAAGCGUUAAAAGUUCUUUGUUUGAUGAUGCCACUACUGCUGAUUUGACGAAGGGAUCUGUCGGAAUUGGUGAGAAGGGGGAGAAGAAAGGUGAGGUUAAGGUUACAAGUGGGACAGCGGAGAGUCCUUUGUCAUCAAAGGAGAAACCCCAAGAGAAAGGGAAGACGACCGAGGCAGUGACGAAAGAUACAAAGACGGCUGCCGGAGAAUCAGAUUCUGGGAAAACGGAUAGAGUUAAGAAGGCGCCGGAAGUUGAAGGACGGAAGUCCAAGUCUGCCGAGAAGCUGCAAGAGGUCUGCGAGAAGUUGCGAGCAGCACGAGGAGGAGGAGGAAGUGGCAGUGAUGUGGAUCUGUCUGUAGGUCGUAAAGGAAAGAAGGACGAAGAUGAAAAGGUUAUUCCGGAUAAGAAAAAGGCUGAACCUGAGGCUGGUGCAUCAAGUAAGAGGGAAGCAGAUUGCUCCAAGGAACUUCCAGCCGAUGACAGUGGAAAGAAGAGUCUGCAGAAAGCCGAACCCAAGCAGAAGAGCACAGAUCUGAAGGCGAAGCCUGCAGACAAUGUUCCAGACUCCAAGAGCAAGGUAGAAAAUUCUUCUGACACUGUUAAACCAUCUUUGAAGGCAUCAACUGUUACUGCUGAGUCUAAGUCUGUUGAGAACCAAUCCAAAGAAGAGGGGAAGAAAUCUUUGAGCAAGCCAUGUGAUGAUAGCACAAGGACCUCUCAACUAAAUCAAGGACCAACAACUCCCAAACAACCCCUUAAAGAGGACACAGAGAAGUCGUCAGAUAAGGCAGUUUUAAAAUCUGUUCCCGAUAAGAUUUCCAAGUCGGCCGAUUCCAAAUCUUCUGGCGAUAGUUUGAAAGUUUCCAUUCCGAAAGCGGAUGCCUCAAAGUCUGGGAAGGACUCUUCAGCAAGCGGUCAGUCAGCCGUGACUGGGAAAUCAGAACCAAAGAAAGAUAGCAACAAGAUGUCGGACGUCCAGACAGAUUCUGCAGACAAGAAGAAGAAUUUGUCCUCGAAAACUAAACUUGAUACAGAAACGACCAAAGUCGAGUCUCUGAAGACAGAGAAACCCAAAGAUUCUGUUCGUGGGGAGGGUACGGCAAAAGAUGAGGUGGCUUCUAAACUGCCUAGAACGGGGACAGGUGUAACAAAAGAAGAAGGAUCGCGAGGAGUUAAGUCUACUGAAGAGGAUCUGAAGUCGAAAGUAACGUCUGACCCUAAAGUUGUAGACAAGGCCAAGAAUGACCAAACUGGUGCGAAGAAAAUGUCAACCGAGCCUCAGAAGUUGAAGGAUUCUGGCAUUUCAAAAAUGGGGAGCAGUUUGAAACCUGGUGCUGAUAAACCUUCUGACAGCAAGGCUGAAGGAAUUUUGGCCAAGGAUGACAGUUCAAAGGGCCUCUCUAAGGCAUCUGAAAAGAAGAACAAUGAAUCUGGAGAUCAGAGUCGUGGAAGUUCGAAAGAAGGAACCCCUCUGAAGCCUGUCAGUGGUGAGUCAUCGUCCGUCGGAGCGGAAAAACCGUCUUCGGAUCUGAAGAAAGAAUCUGCUAAAAGUGAUGCCGCGACAAAGAAACCUGUGUCUGCUGAAGACGGAGAAAAGAAAUCAGAGAAGACCAAUGUUGUACCGGAAAGUUCCAAGACUCCUUUCUCUGUGAAAAGUAAGGAAUCGACCAAAGAUGUAUCAAAGGCAGAGUUAAAGGAAUCCAGUUCAGCAUCUGUCUCUUCGAAAACUGCUGACGAUGGUAGCCCUGGCACAAAGAAACCUGUUGCAGAAAAACCUGCGGCGGGAGAAAUAUCAUCGAAAUCUAAGGAAGAGCCUUCGAAGUUGGCUUCAAGAGAAAGUGUUCUAGCAGAGGCUGGUUCCAUGCAGGAUAAAACACUGACAAAGCUGACCACAACAUUAAUUAAAGAAAGCAGUCCUUCAGAGAAAUCCAUCAUUAAGCCAACUGAAAGUGCAUCCAAGAUCUCAUCUGGGUCACAGAGUAAACCCUCGCCAGAGGCCCCCGCUAAAUCUGCAGUGGAGGAGUCUCUGCCCAAAUCCACUUCAUUAUCAAAGAAAGAAUUAUCAGAACCAAAUCAAAAGCCUUCAUCAGAAGCCCAAGCAAGUUCUUUGUCAAAGUCACCGGCCAAAUCCUCGUCAGAGGCCUCAGCAAAGUCCUCGUUGAAGGUCCCAACUAAGACCUCGUUGGAGGCCCCAGCCAAGACCUCAUCGGAAGCCCCAACCAAGACCUCGUCGGAGGCCCCAGCCAAGACCUCGUCGAAAGCCCCAGCCAAGACCUCGUGGAGGCCCUAGCCAAGACCUCGUCGGAGGCCCCAGCCAAGACCUCUUCAGAGGCCCCAGCAAAGUCCUCGUCAAAAGUCCCUACCAAGUCCCUCUCAGAAGACUCAGCCAAGUCCCCUUCAGAAACCUCUGUCAAAAAAUCCUCAUCUGAGACCCCA
This is a messenger RNA of Octopus sinensis (East Asian common octopus), 6797 nucleotides long. RefSeq lists its product as uncharacterized. Bases 238 to 6651 code for a protein of 2137 amino acids. The record is from RefSeq and is a predicted model, not a curated record. The transcript has 20 exons. Gene Ontology annotation, biological process: regulation of transcription by RNA polymerase II. Lineage: Eukaryota; Metazoa; Mollusca; Cephalopoda; Octopoda; Octopodidae. Gene Ontology annotation, molecular function: chromatin insulator sequence binding. Gene Ontology annotation, cellular component: chromosome.